UACGUGUGAAAUCUGUGAAUGAUCACAGAGGUCACAUGGUACAAGGCUAUUCACAACAGCCUUGUACCAUGUGACAAGCUGUGACCAAUCACAGCUCACACACAUUGGACAGCAGCAUGGUAUGGGUGGUAAAAUACAUCCCGUAUAGAGUGCAUCCACUGGAGAUUGUGCUAGCCGCGGCCACGGAUGUCAAUCACCGGGUCCCAGCCGGUAAUUACCCGCCGUGCCCAGUGAUUAACGAGCAUCUCUAACGAGGAGAAAGAUUGUUUUAAUUACAAACAAUCUUCCUCCCUGUCAGCUCGAGCACACUGCUUGGGA
Molecule: messenger RNA, 318 nt
Organism: Staurois parvus
Lineage: Eukaryota; Metazoa; Chordata; Amphibia; Anura; Ranidae
Source: the annotation of a GenBank genome assembly